Messenger RNA from Ipomoea triloba (trilobed morning glory), 1193 nucleotides. Its product is annotated as dof zinc finger protein DOF5.4-like. Gene Ontology annotation, molecular function: DNA binding; DNA-binding transcription factor activity. The record is from RefSeq and is a predicted model, not a curated record. NCBI's taxonomy places the organism in Eukaryota, Viridiplantae, Streptophyta, Magnoliopsida, Solanales, Convolvulaceae. Gene Ontology annotation, biological process: regulation of DNA-templated transcription. The transcript has 2 exons. Bases 207 to 1013 code for a protein of 268 amino acids.
AAUAUAUAAUAAGGUGAUUACGUUAGUAGUGCUGCAACUCAACAUCCACAUAUAUACUGCGCAGCUGGUUUCAACUCCCUCUUCUACUUCAUUACUCAAUUGUCGGCAAAUGUGAAUCCUUGCCACCGCCGCCUGCAAAUUCUUCAGUUAUAAAGUCUCUGUACGUGUUAACUUUAAGCUUGGUACGCGCGUUUAGUGGUUGAGAUAUGCAAGAUGUUCACCCAAUUGGCGGCGGUGGAGCUCGGAUGUUCGCCGGUGGAGGUGAUCGGAGAUUGCGGCCACACCACCACCAGACGGCGGAGCUGAAGUGCCCCCGCUGCGAUUCGCUCAAUACCAAGUUCUGCUAUUACAAUAACUAUAACCUCUCCCAGCCCCGCCACUUCUGCAAGAGCUGCCGCCGCUACUGGACCAAAGGCGGCGUCCUCCGCAACGUUCCCGUCGGAGGCGGCAGCCGGAAAACCAAGCGCUCCAAGCAGAAAUCAGCCGAGUCGUCGCAGCGGCCGCCUGAGUCUAAUUCCCAUUCCACUAGCGAGAGUUCUAGCAUCACGGCCGCCGCCGCCGCCGCCGCCGCCGCCGCCGCGGCGGUCGGAGCCGCCGAAGUGGUGGCGGAGAGUGCGAACGAUCAGCCGUUGAUGGAUCACUCAACGGACGGUCAGAUCUUCCAGGAGCUCGGGAACUUCACGACCCUGAUGACGUCAUCGGACGGCCCGUCGUCUCUCGUCGAGUUCACCAACGCUGCCGCCGCCGCCGCCGACACGUUCCGGUUGCCGCACAGCCCUAAAGCUCAGUGGGGCCCGCAGCCAAAGAUGGACGGCGAAGAUGGAAAGAUGCAGGACAUCACGGCAGCCGGGUUUUUAGACGAUGCUACGCAGAGCAGGAGAAGCAACGGUGGACUCUCACCGUUGGAUUGGCAAAUCGGAGGUGGCCAGGGCCACGGGCUGUUUGAUCUUACCGGAGCCGUUGAUCAAUCGUACUGGAAUGAUGAUCACACCCUUAAUUACCUCCCUUUAUGAUUAUUCUGUCCAGUAUUAAGCUCUUCAGAACUUCAACUCCAAGGAGGAUUGGGAAUGAACAGAGACAUUUCAUAUGAUGUUUUGAAGUCAUGCUUUUAGAUCUUGGCAAUUGGAUUAAGGUUUUGUAGUUAUUUCUUAAUUUAUGCAGUAUAAUUAAUUAUAUUAUAUAACCUUCAUGAA